Linum trigynum is the source of this 1329-nucleotide messenger RNA. The record is from the annotation of a GenBank genome assembly. NCBI's taxonomy places the organism in Eukaryota, Viridiplantae, Streptophyta, Magnoliopsida, Malpighiales, Linaceae.
AUGACCACGAAACAAUUGGGCACCAAGCUUUAUGCUGCCGAUGAUGAUAGUCCUCCGUUCCGUGGUCACCCAUCUUCGGUUUGGGUCAACAAGGAGUUUUGUACGCAAGAAAACAAAGGGAGGCAGAUAGCGGCCAGGAAACCGGACCAUGAAGGGGUAUUGGGAGGAUCUGUCCACCCAGAAGCAACCCGUCCCCACCAAUCUGAUGUGGGGCGCCUGGAGGUCCAUCGGGGUGAAGAGAGGAGCCCAGCCGUGAGGCGAAGAAGCCCCAGGGGAUUUGUGCUAUCAAAGCCAGUGCGUACUCCCCGGGGUGUACGAAGAGGUGUAGCAACGCGGGAGUUGGCAGCUGCUUCGAUGGGGGAGGGGAAAAGCCACCAAGUACAAGAUGCAGAUAGGAAUCGCGCCCGGGUCGAGGAAGAUGAUAGUGUGCUGCGGAGGAAGAACGGGCCGAAGGGUGUUCGGGAUCGACCGGGGCCAAAGGAAGGGGCUGUUCGGAGCAGAAAGGGACCGAGGGAGGUGAUGCGGUCGUCUCCGCCACCACCGCACCGUCGCCGACUGCUGCUACCGGAGUCUGACGAUGAACUUCAGCAGGUAAAGGAGGCUCCUCGCGGUACUAGAGGACGAAAGAAAGAUUACCAAGCCCAGCCUUUGGGUUCGACUACUCCGAUAGCUCCGAAGGAGAAUCUGCCAUCGGAAGGGGUAGUUAGCCGAGCUGUGGCUGCUCCGAGGCGCCGCCACCUACGCAAGGCCCAGGGGGAAGACUUGACGGAUCGGGAGGCUGUCCCGGUACCAGUGAGCCGCCCGCUUACUCGCAAGGAAAAAGGGAAAAUGAAGAUGGUGGAGUCUGCUUCGGAGGAGUGGGAGCCGGCUUUUGAGCCUAGGGAAGUGAGCCGUACCCCACAAGGCAAUGGGGGAGGUGAUGAAGGGAAGGCCAUUUCUAGUAAUGAUUCGGAAACCACCUUGUCGGAAGGAGUGGACUGUUUUGUGGUCCAAAGCCGAUGCCCCAAGGUGGAUCGCCAGAAGGGUUGCUCUGUUCCUGAGGGGCAUGUUCGGAAUGUAGUGCUCGCCUGGGAAGCUGGGAAAGAGUCAGCUAUAGAGGAGAAGGUCUCCCCGGGGCGUCCAAAUUCCUUGAGGGAUCACUGCUCACUGGACGAGUAUGGAUCAAAUGAUGCAAUCCCUGGGAUUGGGAAGAGGAAGAGGGAUCUUGAAUCGGGAGAUGAGGGUCUUGAUGGCGACCCUAGCCCUAAAAAGCAAUUUGUUGAAGACAAUGGAGUGGAAACUGAACAGGUGGAGGAAGCCAGCCGAAAAUGGCCCCAACAGGAUAAAUGA